Molecule: messenger RNA, 1353 nt
Organism: Dibothriocephalus latus
Lineage: Eukaryota; Metazoa; Platyhelminthes; Cestoda; Diphyllobothriidea; Diphyllobothriidae
Source: the annotation of a GenBank genome assembly
GCUCUUGAAAAAGUUCUACGUCUUAUGCCCAUCGACCGUGAACUGGCAGACUAUGAAGGCGACGCCACAGUCGUCAAGCCCAACGCCGGGGCCGAGGCCAUUGGCAUGUCGGACUUCCUGAAGACCAUGGACCGGCCUCCUGUGAGCUUCUUGGUGGAUCUAAUCAAACCCAGUGCAGGGCCUACAGAUGAUGCAAGUUCAGCGGAUGAGAGCGAAGCCUUCGAGAAGGGUGGAGGUGAAGUGGGAGCCGGAGAAUCGGGAGGCGCAAGACUUCUGGAUGCACGUUUAGGAGGCGAUACAAACAUUACUAGGCAGCAAAUCACCCUUUCAGUCAUGUUGUGCACUUACUGCCAGAGUAUCGGCUAUGGUACGUCGAUCAUUUGCCAUUCUGACCUGGAUCAAGUCAUUAGGACCUCACUGCCGCCAUCAGAAAAUAUUCUGAAUCCAGAGGAUGAACCGAAAAGUAAACACAAUGCAUCGCAGCACAGGAAACAUCGAAAGGACCUCCUUCGACACCUUGUAGAGACGGUCGUUCAACAGAGUCGUUCGGCCAAGAAGGACGCUGAUCUCAGCCGCGAGUAUAUCGCGAUACUUGAAAAUCUGUCAAAGCAAGCAGAGGAUGUGUGUCACUCCGUGAUCUGCUCGGGUGGCCUUGAGAGUCUAAUCUAUGCAUGCCGUUCAGAGGAUCCGGAGACCCUGAAACACGCCGUUUUUGCGUUGGCUAACUUGACAAUUCAUGGUGGCGAAGCCAGCCAGAUCCAGCUGGUUAAACAGCACGCUGUAGAAUGGCUACUUCCCAUCGCCCUGCCCAACGACGAACACCUACGUUAUUACGCCUUCCUGACUCUAUUGCUUCUACUAGUCAACAAAGACCUGAUGCCCACGGUGGCAAACUCUGAUCUGCUAAAGCUAUUCGUCCCUUUUGUCAACUCGCAUGAUCCAGUGGAGUUUACGAAAGAAUCACAGUUGGAUCCAAUUAUUUUCUCACCCGAGUGGAUGUCACGUCUGCUACCCGCACUGACGGUUGGCCGACGCGAAGCGCAGGCCCUAGCAGCUUUUCAUGUCGUCGCAGCAAUCACCGCGAUGGAUAACUCCCUUCAAAAGUUCUGUCCGGACACUGAAGAGCAAAGGCAGCUCUCUCAAACUCUUCAAGAACUCGCUGAAACCGAAAACUUACCGACAUCUAAUCUAGUCACUCAGGCACUCCAGCUGCUCGGGAUGCCCAUCCCAAAGUGCCUUUCUAUGCAGGUGUACCAAUGGUCGGUAGAAGACGUCGUCUGUUGGAUGAGCCGCGAAAAUGUUGUUUGGUUUUGUUCCAAGGAAAUAAAGCAAGACAGUAUACAUAUUUCAUAG